Molecule: messenger RNA, 941 nt
Organism: Harpia harpyja (harpy eagle)
Lineage: Eukaryota; Metazoa; Chordata; Aves; Accipitriformes; Accipitridae
Gene: UNC50
Product: unc-50 inner nuclear membrane RNA binding protein
Exons: 6
Coding region: 145-924 (259 amino acids)
Cellular component (GO): Golgi membrane
Source: RefSeq, a predicted model, not a curated record
GGGCUGGCGUGGGCCGAAGAGCGAUCGGGGAGGGCCGGUCACCCCUCCCCUGCCCCUGGCCGCGCGUCUCGGCCCUUCGCCUGCCGUUGAAGCCCGUCGGCCGUCAAGGCCUCGAACGGCGUUUGCGAUCGUCAGAAGAGCAAGAUGCUGCCAACCACUUCAGUUAAUUCUCGGAGCCAGGGCAACGGUGCGCUGAGCCCCAGAGAUGCUGCGAGGCACACAGCUGGGGCAAAACGCUACAAGUACCUGCGGAGGCUCUUCCACUUCCGACAGAUGGACUUCGAGUUUGCUCUUUGGCAGAUGCUUUACCUGUUUACUUCACCACAGAGGGUUUAUAGGAACUUUCACUACAGAAAACAGACGAAGGACCAAUGGGCAAGAGAUGAUCCUGCUUUCUUAGUGCUUCUCAGUAUCUGGCUCUGCGUGUCUACUGUAGGAUUUGGAUUUGUGCUGGACAUGGGUUUUUUUGAAACAAUAAAGCUGCUACUUUGGGUUGUAUUCAUAGACUGCGUAGGCGUUGGCCUCCUGAUUGCGACUCUAAUGUGGUUCAUUUCUAAUAAGUACUUGGUGAAGCAGCAGAACAGAGACUAUGAUGUGGAGUGGGGAUAUGCCUUUGAUGUUCAUCUGAAUGCUUUCUAUCCACUUCUAGUCAUUUUGCAUUUUAUCCAGCUGUUUUUCAUCAACUAUGUCAUCAUAUCUGAUUCUGUCAUUGGGUAUUUUGUUGGGAAUACAUUAUGGCUGAUUGCAAUCGGCUAUUACAUCUAUGUGACAUUCCUAGGAUACAGUGCAUUGCCCUUUUUGAAGAACACAGCUAUUCUUUUGUAUCCGUUUGCACUUCUCAUCAUGCUCUAUUUGAUCUCACUGGCAUGUGGAUGGAACUUCACCAAGAUGCUUUGUUCUUUUUAUAAAUACAGAGUGAAAUAAAACCAGGACUUCAUGUA